This is a messenger RNA of Ogataea philodendri, 357 nucleotides long. RefSeq lists its product as uncharacterized. The transcript has 2 exons. The record is from RefSeq and is a predicted model, not a curated record. The coding region runs from base 1 to 357 and encodes 118 amino acids. Lineage: Eukaryota; Fungi; Ascomycota; Pichiomycetes; Pichiales; Pichiaceae.
AUGUUCUUUGGUUUGAACUCCAGAACAUCCAAAAACUCGAAAAGUCUUUGCGACCCAACUUCAUGUUGCUUUGUGUCAAUCAACAAAUUAACAUAUCUCUGGGUUAAGGAAGAAGUACCGAACAAGGAUGAGUGUCUGAGCUCUAGUGUUAGCAAUCGAAGAUACUCGACAUUCGAAACUUUGCAUAAUUCACUCAAAAUAGAUUUGAGUAGAAUUAUGAUAGAUUUCAAAAGAGACUUCUCUGAUGCAAUAGAACCAAGUUCGAGUUUGGACCCCAGAGACAUUGAUCUUGUUUCGAAACCAAGUAAGAAGUGUGUUAUACUUCUAAGUCCGGGCUUUGAAGCAGGAAUGUUUUGA